Messenger RNA from Porites evermanni, 7114 nucleotides. NCBI's taxonomy places the organism in Eukaryota, Metazoa, Cnidaria, Anthozoa, Scleractinia, Poritidae. The record is from the annotation of a GenBank genome assembly.
CUUUCCUUAGCCUCUUCUGAGGAAGCAUUCUUGAAAAAGGAACUUGACUUCAUGAACAGAUAUCGUCUGAUGCAUGCUGCUGCUCCCCUCCAGCUCUCGCUCGACCUUACGAACAAAGCAGAGCUUUGGGCCACUAAACUCGCCAGUAACGAUGAGGAGAAAAUCGAUGUCAACUCUAAAUAUGGCCAGAAUAUCUUCUCAUCUAAGGACACACAGGAAAUUGCUAGACGAAGCGUACAGUCCUGGUAUAAUGAACUCAGAUUUUACGAUUUCCAUAGUGCCAAAGGUUCAUUGAAGUCCGCCUAUUUCUCGCAGCUCGUAUGGGUUGGAUCACAGGAAGUUGGCGUUGGAAAGGCAGUGGGUGCCAGUGGAAAGACAUACAUUGUCGCUUUAUUUAAUCCACCUGGAAAUAAAGGCGACUAUCUGCAUAACGUGCGACCCGUAACAGGUUAGCAUAAUAAGAUUUAAAUCAAGAUAGAUAGUUCUUUCAACAAAAUCUUACGAACAACCGGCCUAAAAAGCAGCCAACAGUUCAUUAUUUGUACUAACGAUGGUUAUGACGUCAUGGUGCUGAGCUAAGAUCUGGUGAUAUUUCCUUGUAGCAUUUGAAAGAAAGAUUGAUUUUCAAGACUGUAAGACUUCAGUACUUUCUUCUUCUAUCUUUCUGCUCUGCAGAAAUGAGUGAUGUACUUAAGAACACCUCUUGGAGUACCUGACUCAUUAUAAGCCUCGUGGUUUCUUUCAGGUCUCCUCGCCAUUUACUUUUCUUUAAUCUCGUUAUUCCAACCUUGCGUUGUAAAAUGUUGUCUAUGGCAAAAAAAAGAAUGAAUGAAGGAAUGAUGUUCUUUAGCGUAAACAAGAUAACAGUUUAUUACAUCCUGAUCUUCAUCCUUUGUUUCUGAAGCUUUUGUUUCUUUCCUUGUAGGUAGUGGUGUUGGAAAGCGAGGACUAUGUAAGUAUUUUUCACAUUUAUAUAUUACCGCCAGUCACCAAUUGACAUCAUUAAAUUAAAAGAACACAUAGAACUCAGUGUAACUGAAACAGAGCGUUUCUUUCCUUGUAAAUACUGCAAGUACUCUUUGAACAAAAUGCCACUAGUAAUUUCAACUUUAAAUUUCAACGAUUUCCUCCUAUUGACAGCAAAUUGUCCCACUGGAUAUCAACUCUACGACAACGUAUGUUAUAAGUAUUUCCCUGGACCAGUAAACUGGGUUCAAGCUGCAGAGAAGUGUGCUGAACGAUUUUCCACUUUAGCGUCCAUCGAGAGUCAAGCUGAAGAGUUUUUCAUUAGGACUGUUCUGGUGAGAUAUGUGUUGAUACGCACGGGAGAAGACACGGAAUGGGGUUGAAAUGGUUAAGACCCCUUACAUAUGGAGAAAACUUGUCCUGGGUAGAAGGCAGUGGUGGAUCCAGGGAAGGGGCCCCGGGGGCCCACCCCCCUUAUUUUUAGACCAAACUGAGGCCCAAAGAGCCGAAAAAAAUUUUUUUUAGACCGCCCCCCUAACUCAAAGUCUGGAUGACAGCCCCCCUCUUAUCUGAAGAUCUGCAUCCGCCACUAGAAGGGUUACUAGCCUACUAGAACAACCAGGGCCCCCUGGGGGUCCUGCCAUAUAUGGGCUAUAUAGGUAUGUACAUCUGUGAAAGGUAUGGUUUUCAAGGCGUUUACCCUGGGAUAGGGUAUAUAAAUCAGAGAGUUUGGGUCUAGAAUAGGGUAUCAUUUUCCAGGAAACUAAUCAAUUGGUUGAAGAUUUUAGGCUAGACUAAGGAAACCGGGAAUUGCCACUCAAAAAUAAGAAAAAAUCAAAUCGGCAAAAUUAAAUUUACGCAAUUCAGCCUAAGCUACUCUAGAAUAGGAUGGAUUUGGGGAGUUUAGUCUAGUAUAGGGUAGCAAAAUUCAGCUGAACUAGCUCUGGUAUAGGCUAAGGGUUCCAGAGUCCCAGCGGCACAUCCCCACCCAAAAAUUCCUAAAGUACCCCCCGGGGCCCGGGGCGGGCCAACUUUUCCUACACUUCCUUACAAAUCUUGGCGAGCCGUUUACACGAGAAACGCACAGUUUGCUCGGCUAUAGCCUGCGUAGCAAGCUUUUCCUCGCCAGUUCGUCGAGCAAGUUGGGACGAGAGCAAAAAAGAGGUGACCAACAUGCCUCGAGAAUCUGUAAGGCUCAGAGCACUUAGAUUGUGUGGAGACGGAUGAAAACCGAUUGCAAUUAAAACAAUAAUUUUAAAUCAGAUGUGAUGAAUUGAACCUACUUUAUAUAAACUUAAGUUUUGGACAAAACAAAAAGCAUAUAUUCGAGACAGAGCUUCGUAAAAAAACUUAAGUUAUUUUUUCUUUCUGUUUUCAUUUAUAGACCUCUGGUGGCGCAUCCGAUGCCUGGAUGGGUAUAAGUGACUUGAAUACUGUUGGUGUCAUGUCCUGGUUGGACGGGACUGAAAANGGGUCCUGCCAUAUAUGGGCUAUAUAGGUAUGUACAUCUGUGAAAGGUAUGGUUUUUAAGGCGUUUACCCUGGGAUAGGGUAUAUAAAUCAGAGAGUUUGGGUCUAGAAUAGGGUAUCAUUUUCCAGGAAACUAAUCAAUUGGUUGAAGAUUUUAGGCUAGACUAAGGAAACCGGGAAUUGUUACUCAAAAAUAAGAAAAAAUCAAAUCGGCAAAAUUAAAUUUACGCAAUUCAGCCUAAGCUACUCUAGAAUAGGAUGGAUUUGGGGAGUUUAGUCUAGUAUAGGGUAGCAAAAUUCAGCUGAACUAGCUCUGGUAUAGGCUAAGGGUUCCAGAGUCCCAGCGGCACUCUGGAAAAUUCCUAAAGUACCCCCCGGGCCCCGAGGCGGGCCAACUUUUCCUACACUUCCUAACAAAUCUUGGCGAGCUGUUUACACGAGAAACGCACAGUAGAGCACUUAGAUUGUGUGGAGACGGAUGAAAACCGAUUGCAAUUAAAACAAUAAUUUUAAAUCAGGUGAGAUGAAUUGAACCUACCUUAUAUAAACGUAAGUUUUGGACAAAACAAAAAGCAUAUAUUCGAGACAGAGCUUCGUGAAAAAACUUAAGUUAUUUUUUCUUUAUGUUUUCAUUUAUAGACCUCUGGUGGCGCAUCCGAUGCCUGGAUGGGUAUAAGUGACUUAAAUACUGUUGGUGUCAUGUCCUGGUUGGACGGGACUGAAAACGUAUACAACAACUGGGAUUAUUACCAGACAAUAUUUCCUGGCAAAAAAUGCGGCGUUAUUAGUACAAACUUUAACUGGAAGUACAAGCCAUGCGAUAAGGCAAGAGGAUUCGUUUGCAAGCGACCCCUUAGAGGUAAGUGAAAUUAUCGGAAAAAAUGUUUAAUGUUCAUUUAUAUAUAGAAUACGUGUUCAAUGGCCUUUGAAAUAAGAAUAAUUUUCUGAGAGCGCCUGGUACUAAAUCAGCGGAUUUUGAGCUUCUGCACAUGGGUUUGGGAUGGGUUUGCACUGUCGAUACAACAAUAAACAGUUCGGAUACUUAAGCAUCUUGUGUGUCGGACUAAGAGUCUAAAUGUGUACACAUUCAUGAAACAUGUUAUUGAGUGCAUUUAUUUCCACGCACAGAUACAUAUCGCCAAAACACAAGAAAACUGGUUGAUUAGAACCAGUUUUUAUUCACUUUUAUGGCUGCGUCCUGAUUGGCUACCCAGAGCGGGCGAAAUAAGCCUAUCAUGUCUAUUCGGGAUUUCCUGCUUUGUUUUGAAGGUCCCCAAUAGCUUUUCGGGAUCUUUGAUUUCCCUUAUUUGAAGGCCAGGAUUCGGGAUUUUAAAGCAAAAUGGGGGCGAGAUUCGGGAUUGAAAGUGGGCACGAUGUGGAAUGCCGAAAAUAACCCUUGGGAUUACGGGAUUGAGCAAAAAUUUGGGUCAGGCCGGAUGACGGAAUUGAAGAACCCUAUUGGGACUCUCACUUUUGUUUUGGCCAUGAAAUAUAUCCUUAAUGACCAAGAAUGUUCGCGGUUAAGUUGGCUGAAUAUUGGCCUUGUCUGUCCAUAAAACCUUAUCUCUUAUGUUUUUUAUGUAUACAAACAAAAAAAACAAAACAAAAAUGAUAGUAAAUGGCCCUAGUGAUACAUACGUUCAUGAGGGACCCUUUCUAUUCCAGGCCUUACAAUGUACAUGGUGCUCAUUCGUUACGAAGAUAAACUCUGGACAGAUAACCUGUAUAUGCCAGGAAGUCCUCGACACCAAGCUCUCAGCAGAAAUAUUCAGGAAGCAGUAAGCUUACAUAGCAUUGAUUGAGCUUCACUGGAUGUUCUCAUUCGUUACGAAGAUAAACUCUGGACAGAUAACCUGUAUAUGCCAGGAAGUCCUCGACACCAAGCUCUCAGCAGAAAUAUUCAGGAAGCAGUAAGCUUACAUAGCAUUGAUUGAGCUUCACUGGAUGUUCAUGACGUUGCGCUGUGUUCGCGAGUGAGUUUGAAUCUGUCUACUGAUUGUGGUUAUGCUUUUUAUUCCCGACAGCUUCUUUCUGUAUAUGGUGAUUUUGACUGGUUUGAAGAGGUUACUUUGGAUCAUUUCAGGUAACGCUAAAAUAUACACUGGCUAUUUAAAAAGCCCUCUAAAGUGAAUGGAUUAUAUUUGCCUUCUAUACGGUAACUUUUGUUAACUAGUUCGUAGUAAAGAAUAGUUAGGGCUAAUUCCCAUACUCUCAACAGUGUACAGGACACAGGAAAUAUUGUAGCUCCCAGUCGAGGAUAAUGCAAUAUCCGCAUUCUCUUCCUGUCCGGGCAAUGUUUUUCCGCUGCUUAAGUUGUCUGUAGGAAACAUCAAACAGGCUAUCUUUGCUUAGAAGGUGGAGGCAGGGUGCAGUUUGUUAUGUUACCCUAACCUCAUUUCAUGACGUUUUCGCAUAUAUUUUCGCUCAUUGCGGCUCCAUAAUUACGGAGAAUAAAUCAUGUAAAAUAAACUUUAUCGGGGACAAGGAUAUGUGUGAGUUGCUGGUUUAUUUUGUUUAUGAAUAUACUUUCUUCUUUUCUCUAUAGCAAAGGAGAGCAGGAUAAGAUACUGGCCUACAUAAAAUUAAGUUUUACCCCCGAUGACGAUUCGGUUACCGAUCCAAUCCAGUUUCUUCGCGAUGCCAUUCAAGGAAAGGGAAAUAAUAACUCUACAAAAAGAAGCGUCAUCUCUGGUACUCUACACGGAGAAAAGGUCCAGCUUAUCAACACCACUUUGAUCACUGGUAAGAUGUAACCGCUAUUUGCCCUCUUUUUACCCUCCCCUCCUGGUUGGGUCAGGCUGUAGGGUCGCGGGUGUUUGGAAAUUGUUAGGCUCUCUCGGCCUAACAAUCAAGGUCUCAAGUUUUUGCCGUAACAAGGAAUUUUUCUGAACUUUUCACAAAAAAGUAUUCUUUGUGAGGCAAGCAAGAUUCUUAAUGAUUAAUUAUGUUGCCAUGGGAACCGCGGGUGUCAGGCUAAACUUGUGCAGUUUCUUAGGACUGUUAACGUUCCUAACUGGCGCUACCUUUAAACUGAAAUCUUUUAAAAGUUCGGCUUUCAUGCUCCUUCGAUGGCGAAGUAUAAAUAGCGGCUUUGACUGUACCUUGAAAGUAAAAUCACCACUUAGUACGUAAACAUGAUCCUACAUCAGAACCUUUAGUAUUAUAAGCCAAACUAAUGCCUUUUAGAUCAACCAGUGUAGUUAGCACAUUUUAACCGCUAAUUGUAUGUUAUUUUGCUAUACAAAAUAAUCCCUAUUUUGUUUCCAUCAGCGGACCAAAUUGGUACGACGUGCCCAGCUUAUUGUGCUGUCUCACAAUGUUCACCGGUCGCCUGUAGCCCAUGGUGCUGUGAUACUUUUGGUCAGCAGUUUUUCACACAGCAACAGCCACCACAGCUUGGAUAUAACUCAUAUGGCUCUCAGCCUUAUUACAACACAGCCAAUCAAAUGCCAGCUUAUCCUCCACAAAAUCAAUAUCCCGCGAGGCCACUGAACCCUUAUCCAGUCCCUCAGCCCUCGCCGUAUCAGUACCGAGUCCCCCCUCCACCAACACCUUACCAGUUGCCACAGCAACAUCAAUACGUAGCUCGACCACAGCCGUAUUUCCCUGCGCCAAUGCAACCACAACAGAAUCCAUACCAGGUUCCCCUGCGGCCUCAGCCAGUCCAGCAGCAAGUCUCACCCAACCCACUGCGAAACUCACUACGAUACAUAAUUAUGCCAAAACAACAACCUCAGCCUCCAGUGCCACAGCCAUACCUGUCCAUCCCAAGGCCGACGUUUUCUUCACAGGUACCCGUGUAUACACCCCCACAGCCGUUUCCACAGAUGCCGAUUCAGGCAGCUCCGCAGUAUCUGCAGAUGAGCCCAAAUAAAAAGGACAAACAAGGAGGCACCCUUCAGUUACAGGGUACGGUAUUUUCCUAUCCGUAUGCUCCUCAGUCCGCUCCGGCUGUCCAGCCAAUGCCAGUUUACAUGCCAACACAAUACUACCAACCCACUCUUCAACAUGUAACGAAACAGGCAAACAACAAAGAAAAAGAAGAUGAAAAGAAAAAAGGGGCUUCGGAAAAGUCUCCUGUGAAAACUUCUCAAGUAGGAGUUUCACCUGGAGUUGCCCCAAUUUAUCCUCACAUGGGGUAUCUACCCCAAGGAUAUUCUCCUCAAGGAUAUGCUCCGCAGGGUUAUGCUCCUCAGGGUUAUGUUCCGCAGGUUCCACCUCCUUUCUAUCCAAACCCCGUACCUCCGCCUCAAACAACUUGGAGGAUAAAACUCUACCGUCCUGUUGUAACUGUCAGCCACCCCCAGUCGCCGGUCCCUCUCUUCAACCCGGGGUAUCCGCUUCCAAGCCAACCAUUUCCGCCAAUGACCCGUCAACAAUACCCCCCACCACAACCCUCCGUUACACAGCCAGCAUCACCAGGACUUCGUCCAAUCGAACAAAGACCUCAACCAUCACAACCUAUACCUCCUCCAAGUUUCUUCCCUUCUCAGCCACUGAAUGUGUAUCGCCCACCACCGGUCGCGUACCCCAACCCAGGCUAUGCACCGGGUCAGAGCUCGCAGGUGAACCUUUGGCAAGCGCUACAGAAGACAUCCCAGCCCAGUUCUUGCCCUGCACCUUGCCCAAGUUACUGUGCGCCAUCCUGUACCCCAAUGUGCUGCAAGGAUCGCAAAUAG